CUUGACAGUCGACUUAGUCUUGUCACGUGAUGUAUCACGUGAACAAGCACAUCCCACAGGCGCUCGUGCUGCAUGCGCAUCUCACAGCACAGACAGAUUUCAGGGAGACGAAGCACGUGGGCUUGAAGAUGGAUUUGAUUCAAUGUACAGACACCUUGUCUACGAAGAGCCCGAGGUUUGGUAACAAUGCCUACGAAGAGGCAUUUGACGCGGAGGUUUACCUGGAGAUGUACUACGGCAGCUUGAGAAGCGACAUAGCGGCAGGGGAUAUGAUACCUUUCAUGCUGAAGUCCUUCCAUGAAGUGUUCAACAAAGUUUACUUUGAACUAGGGAAAAUAACCGGGAAAAGAUUUCUGGACAUCGGAACAGGCCCAUCUAUCCUGAGUGUAAUCAGCGCGUCCGAGCACUGUGACAGCGUCUACUUGAGUGACUUCUUGCCUCACUGUCGAAGAGUCCUCAAAGAAUGGGUCAGUGGUGAACUGACGGACAAAUUCAACCCUUUCUUGGAGUAUGUGAUCGAUCUAGAGAAAUCCGAGGAAUCAUUGACCAGUCGUGAAAACAAAAUUAGGAGCAAGAUAGAUGGAAUUUUGCCAUGUGACCUGUUCAAGGAAGAGCCACUUGAACCAGCUUACUUCCGACCCUUUGAUGUCGUCACAACAUCACUUUGUCUGGAAGCCAUCUGUGAAGACAGCUCCAGCUACAAAACAUGUGUGAAACGCAUAGCUUCCCUAGUUCGACAAGGAGGUCACGUGGUAGUGUAUGCAGUGUUGGGUGAUACCACUUAUUUCGUAGGGGAGGAAGAGUUCAAGUCUCUCCAUAUCUCGAAGGGGGAGGUUGAGAAGGUGUGGACAGAGGCUGGUUUUACCAUCACUUAUUGCCGUGACAGCGUUCUCCCUGAAAACGAGAGGAAUAAGUAUUGUGAGUUUGAAGCCUGGUAUAUCAUGGCGGCAAGGAAGCAAUAGGGCCCCCCGAUAUUUUCACAUUCUCGGGGUAACUCCAAAUGUAUUUUGCCUGUUUCUUUGUUUGUUUGUUUAACGUAACAUUCCAGCUUUAAGACGGCGGUCUGUAAAUAAUCGAGUCUGGACCAGACAAUCCAGUGACUGACAUCAUGAGCAUCGAUCCACGUGAAUGGGAUACGA
This is a messenger RNA of Haliotis rufescens (red abalone), 1139 nucleotides long. Its product is annotated as indolethylamine N-methyltransferase-like. The record is from RefSeq and is a predicted model, not a curated record. Lineage: Eukaryota; Metazoa; Mollusca; Gastropoda; Lepetellida; Haliotidae. The transcript is spliced from 4 exons. Gene Ontology annotation, cellular component: cytosol. Gene Ontology annotation, molecular function: N-methyltransferase activity. Bases 30 to 962 code for a protein of 310 amino acids.